CCUCACAAAGUGAGAGAAUCUGAGAAAAAGGGAAGUGAAGGGCUUCGCAGCUGAUGAUUAGACUCUAUAUUGCUCCAUGCUGAUGGAAAUGAAAGCCCUUUGUGCAAACCGCUUGUCCAAUUUUUCAUCUCUCUUUAGAGGAACUCUUUGCAUCACGAGGACUCGACUUACUUUUCCUGAGAAUCUCUUGGGCCAAGCAAAGCUUGCUUUUUCUUCUGGAAAUGAAUCAUUCAACACCACAGUAGUGCCUCCAACCCUGUUAGCUGCUGAAAAAGAAGAAGCCAAAUCUGUGUUAUCCUUGUUCUUGAAGAAACAAGGUCUGAGCAAGGUAGCUGCUGCAAAAACCAUCACUAAAUCAGAUCUUUUCAUCAACCACCUUGUCUCAAGGCUUCAUUCUGUUCAUAAAUCUCGGUAUCUUGUAGGAAAAGAGCUCACAACCCUUGAGAUCAGGAAUACCCUUAUUCCUUAUAUUGAAUCUCUUCUUGUAGAGCAUGGAAACAGUGUUGUAAAUUUUGUGGAGAACUUUCCUAUUAUACCUGUCAAAGACAAGCCAGCUGUUUCAGUCUCUCAACCUGGUUCUUCUCUUGACUCUAAGAAGCAAAAGGCUGUCUCUCGAAUGAUUGAGGUUGGCGCGGUUGGAGAUUUACAACCUCAUUUCCUCUACCUCUUAGAGCUUGGCAUGGAUCUUGAGCAGAUCAAGUUAGCUACAAGCAGAUGUCCUAGUUUUGCCUACUACAGCUUGGAGGGGAGAAUCAAACCACUUGUUGAGUUUCUUCUUGAUCUUGGGGUAGCUAAAUCAGAGAUUCCUAAAAUUCUUGUCCAAAGGCCUCAUUUAUUCGGACUUAGUAUAUCUGGUAAAAUUAUACCCAUCAUGUUAUACUUAGAAGACAUGGGUGUGGACAAGAAGCAGUGGGCAAAAGUUAUAUUACGCAGCCCAGGACUUCUCACUCAUAGCAGGCAGAAGCUUCAGGCAGUUGUUAAUUUCCUUAAUGAGGUUGGCUUGUCAGGUGAUAGCAUAGGUAAGGCCUUAACUCGGUUCCCAAAAAUUGUAACUUGCAGUGUGGAAGACAAUCUGAAGCCUGUGAACAAAUUUUUUUAUGAAAAGGGAUUCAGUGUGGAAGAAGUGAAGUCCAUGGUGUCAACAUUUCCAUCUAUAUAUUCUUACAGCUUGGCUGAGAGCUUGGUACCAAAAUGGGAGUUCUUUUUGACCACGGGUUAUUCAAAGUUGGCGCUAGUUAAGUUCCCUCAGUAUUUUAGUUACAGUUUGGAGCAAAGAAUCAGACCACGUUUUGCACUUGUGAAGGAGUUGGGAGUGAAAAUCGGGCUGAACCGCAUGUUAGCUGUAUCGUUCUGUGACUUUGAGAAAGUUUUGGAGAUCAGCAGAAAGAAUAUGCUUGCUGACGAGCUUUCGAGUUGUCCAAAGAGCAAGUAAUGAUCUUCGGUUAGG
Messenger RNA from Pistacia vera, 1447 nucleotides. RefSeq names its product transcription termination factor MTERF5, chloroplastic-like. Lineage: Eukaryota; Viridiplantae; Streptophyta; Magnoliopsida; Sapindales; Anacardiaceae. The transcript has 6 exons. The record is from RefSeq and is a predicted model, not a curated record. Gene Ontology annotation, molecular function: double-stranded DNA binding. Bases 77 to 1432 code for a protein of 451 amino acids. Gene Ontology annotation, biological process: regulation of DNA-templated transcription.